Messenger RNA from Diplodia corticola, 618 nucleotides. RefSeq names its product gpi anchored protein. Lineage: Eukaryota; Fungi; Ascomycota; Dothideomycetes; Botryosphaeriales; Botryosphaeriaceae. The transcript is spliced from 2 exons. The record is from RefSeq and is a predicted model, not a curated record. Bases 1 to 618 code for a protein of 205 amino acids.
AUGCAGUUCAAAGUGCUUGCUCUCCUCUCAGCCCUCGCAGCUAUCGGCUCAGCCCAAGACAUCGACAACAAUGACGUCCCCAAUACCUGCCGAUCUGUCUGCCAGAGCACCAUCGACCUGACCACCCAAUGCGACCGUCAAACCGACGACGACGACGAGGGCUACAUCAACUGCGUCUGCUCCACCACCAACGCGAGCAGCUUCAUCCCCGAGUGCGAGGCCUGCGUCGCCGCCAAUGACGAGGCCGACAACGACGUCCGCGACAUCGUUAGAUCCUGCUCUUUCACCCAAGUCUCCACUUGGAACUCAGGAACUGCCACUGGCACCGCCACCUCCUCCGCUUCCACGUCCUUCAGCAUCACCCUAGCCAGCUCCGUCACGGCCACGGCCACGUCCUCCGGAUCCGGUACCGGUUCUUCGGCCAGCAGCCAGUCGACUGGUACCACUAGCAGCAGCAGCAGCAGCAGCAACAGCAACAGCAACAGCAACAGCGCGAGCACCGGCUCGGCCGGCUCGACGGCCUCUGCUCAGGCUACCGGCGCCGCCGCGCCCGCAGUUACCGCCGGCUUUGGCGGCAUUGCCGUUGCCAUCCUGGCUGGCGUACCCGCAUUCUUGUAG